Pieris macdunnoughi is the source of this 1788-nucleotide messenger RNA. NCBI's taxonomy places the organism in Eukaryota, Metazoa, Arthropoda, Insecta, Lepidoptera, Pieridae. The record is from the annotation of a GenBank genome assembly.
AUGUAUAUUCAGUGUAUACUAAUAUUUGUAUUUUCCUUUAUCUGUUGUGAUUCGUUUACGAUUUACAAAAAGUCGGAUCAUCAAAUAGCCGAAAGUGAAUCGGUAUUGGAUCCAAACGGAGAUUUAUCGAUAAAAUGGCGAGUUAAUUACUCAAUUAAAAAAAUUCACUUUGAAGUUCGGCUUUCUGAAAAAGCCCCGUCGGUGAAUUGGUUUGCAUUGGGAUUCUCAGAUCGAGGGGAUUUCGAAAAUGCUGAUUUAUGCUUAGUAUGGACGGAUUAUAAUGAUAUUGAUCAUUUCGAGGAUAUGCACUCGGACGAAAAAGGAAAACUAUUACGUGACGCUAAUCAAAACUGCGACGCUUUUCACGUCAACGCUAAAGGUCGUUGUUUAACUUUUGAACGUUAUUUUGACACAUGCGACGAUAACGAUUAUGUUAUUGAGGAUGGUACAGUACAUAUUAUCUGGGCCCGUGGUACAGAUAAGCUUUUUUCAGCGAAAGGCCUAUGUCUGAAUUGCACCUCCCCUCACGACCACGGUUUCAUACGUGUUCGACUGCUAACUCCAACUGGAAUAUCUCAAGAAAAAGCUGAAGAACUCUCCAUCACGAACAAGAACCUCAAAGUACCGAGUUCUGAUACGACGUAUUGGUGCAAAGUUGUUAAACUUCCAGAAUUCGUUACGGAGAAAGUGCAUCAUAUUAUCAGGGUAAGGAAUGGAAAGCAAAUUUUGCAAGCAUCGGUGUUUCUGGUCGUCGGCAAUGAAGGACUGGUGCAUCACAUGGAGGUUUUCUACUGUGAUUCGGAUCCUCAGCAGGAAAUACCGCUCUAUGAAGGCAACUGUUUUGCACCGGAUCGACCAGAGACUACUAAAGUGUGCUCAAAGGUCAAAGCUGCAUGGGCCAUGGGAGCACCACCUUUUGUAUACCCGAAGGAAGCUGGUCUACCACUUGGUGGAAGAGCUGCAAACAAAUACGUCAUGCUAGAAGUACAUUAUAAUAACCCGGAAGUCAAAGAUGAUUGGAUAGACAGCUCCGGAAUCACUCUUCAUUUGACAGCUAAUAGACGAGAAUAUGACGCAGCUAUCAUGGAGUUAGGCCUUGAAUAUACGGACAAAAUGGCAAUCCCGGGUGGGCAACACGCCUUCCCCCUUACCGGAUAUUGUAUACCACAGUGUACUGGAGUGGGUCUUCCAAAACAAGGUAUCGUUGUAUUCGGAAGUCAACUUCACACACAUUUGACCGGUGUUGCCGUCUGGACCAGACAUUUCAGACAGGGAAUCGAACUGCCUGUUCUCAAUAGAGAUGUUCAUUAUUCAACACAUUUUCAGGAGAUAAGGAUCUUGCAUCGGCAUGUAAGGGUUUUGCCGGGUGAUUACUUAAUGACGACCUGUUUAUACAACACAAUUGGCAAGGAAAACGCAACGAUCGGUGGUCACGCGAUAACAGACGAAAUGUGCGUUAACUAUAUGCACUAUUACCCAGCUACUGAAUUAGAAGUCUGCAAAAGCGCUGUUUCGAACGCCGCUUUAGAAAAAUAUUUCAAAUUUGAAAAAAGAUGGAACAAUAUGCCUAUAUCGUAUAAAGCAUCGCCUCGUGCCAACUAUUUGUCGAUAAAACCAUGGACUCCCUUAAGAACAAAUACCUUAGACAUGUUGUAUAGUGAGUCACCUAUCUCUAUGCAGUGUAAUAAAUCUGACGGUAAUCGUUUCCAGGGUGAUUGGGAAGGAAUAGACAUACCAAAGAUCAAACGCCCCUUGAAACCAGUGCUAAGACAAUGCCCAAGUUAUUAA